This is a messenger RNA of Prinia subflava (tawny-flanked prinia), 1100 nucleotides long. RefSeq names its product BTB domain containing 18 (gene BTBD18). Gene Ontology annotation, biological process: positive regulation of transcription elongation by RNA polymerase II. Lineage: Eukaryota; Metazoa; Chordata; Aves; Passeriformes; Cisticolidae. The transcript is spliced from 3 exons. The coding region runs from base 143 to 1093 and encodes 316 amino acids. The record is from RefSeq and is a predicted model, not a curated record. Gene Ontology annotation, molecular function: protein binding.
GCGCCACGUGAGGCCGCGGGCGCGAGGCGAGGGCGGGCAGGGCCCAGGUCUCGGUCACCGCUCCUCGCUUCUGCGCCGGGGCUUCGGGACGCACCCCCGGGGCCCUUGGGCGGCGGCCCGAGCCCCCCUCGGCAGGACGCCCAUGGGUUCUCCCCCAGCGCCCCCGCAGCUGGUGUACCGCAGCACCCGCCUGCUGCGCACGGCCUUCCAGCACCUCCACCAGCAGCAGCAGCGAGCCGACGUCUUCUGCGAUGUGGUCCUGUGGGCUGAAGGUGAGGCAGUGGUGGCCCAUUGCAGUGUUCUCUCCGUCUGCAGCCCCUUCUUCAUGGAGCAGCUGGGCCGGGAGCUGCCCCCCCAGGGUUGCAGGGUGGUGCUGGAGCUGGCGGGGCUGAAGAUUGGGGUGCUGCGCAAGCUGGUGCGCUUCUUCUACACUGCUGAGCUGGAGGUCACGCAGGAGGAGGUGCACGAAGUGCUGGCAGCCGCCCGCCGCCUCCGUGUCACCGAGCUCGAGUCGCUGCAGCUCUGGGGAGGACGCCUGGUGAGGCUGGGACCCCAGCGGCAGCUGGACCGCUCCUGCCUGCACUCCACCCAGGAAGUCUCCACCUUGGCGACACCUGUCACAGCUGAGCCUGGUGGUGCCAGCUUUGGAGUGUCCCCCCAGAGGCAGCCACGCUCUCUGGGGCACGCACACCCCAGCCCUAUCGGGAGGAUGAGGCUGCGGAAGGUGGAGAGCUGGGGGCGCUGGGAGGUGGUGCGGGAGGUGCAGCCCUCCCCCGUGCCUCGGGCAGUGGUGGUGGGUGAUGUGGGGGUGACAGAAGCACAGCCUCCCCAGGAUGUGGGUGCACGGGAGCAGGUGAGCGAGUGCUCCCCACCCUGCCAGCCCACCAGUGCAAAUGGGAUGCAGCAGCAUGGGGACUCCCCGGUGUCCCAACGGGGCUGCCAGCAAGCAGUACCCCCAGAGACCCCUGGAAGUGACACCGAAGAGGAGGAGGUGGAUGUGGGGACAGGGGAGCUGUUCCUGCCCCCUGGCACAGUCUGCCUCUGGCCCUGUCCCUCGUCCGAGUCAGAAGAGGAGGUGGAUGUCCUCACCUAAGCGGGGC